UAUCACAGGCACAUCCCGCACUAUACAGAUGUUUUUAAGGAAUCGGUAUCUGCAGCUGAUGCCAGACGGCACCGUCAACGGCACCACAGAUGGCAACAGCGCUCACACGAUACUUCAGCGUGCGACAUACAGGCAGGUCGGCCUCCUGACGAUCCAGGGGGUUGCUACCUGCAUGUACCUAUGUAUGGACGCCUGUGGUUUCCACUAUGCAAAUUAUCUCUCGGAUGAUUGCGUGUUCGAGGAGCACAUAGAAGAGAAUAACUACAACACAUACUCGCGAAUACAUAGCGGGAAGAAAACAUAUUUAGCGUUAGACAAUCGAGGAAAGUCAAGACGGACACAGAUCCCGAUGAACAGACAGCUCGGCAACCUAUCAAGAUACGCACUGACUCUCACGAGGCGAUGGGAAGGGCACAGGAUUAAACAUACGCAGUGUCCAGCGAGACGACACCACGGAAAACUAAAGAGACCCCCACCAAGACACAGAAAUUGCUUGCAGUUUUUACACAAGCAAAACCUUAGGAUGAAACGGAAGCGUAAAAAAGUUAACAACCCGAAAAAAAAGAGGCAUCCUAAAGGACGACGGAAACAUGGUAAUGGUACGACGACUACUACAACGGAGGUGAGCUGGGAUGAGUCCACCAUGUCUACCAUGUCUACGACGACAGACAUAGAGUUUUUUCGGUCAGCGACCGCGCAGGAGGCGGUCGGUCGCGCCUGACCCGCUCCCUAGUCGCGGUCGGAGCUGCCGUUGCGCUCGCUCACUAACACCGU
This is a messenger RNA of Diatraea saccharalis (sugarcane borer), 774 nucleotides long. The record is from the annotation of a GenBank genome assembly. Lineage: Eukaryota; Metazoa; Arthropoda; Insecta; Lepidoptera; Crambidae.